Camelina sativa (false flax) is the source of this 1398-nucleotide messenger RNA. Lineage: Eukaryota; Viridiplantae; Streptophyta; Magnoliopsida; Brassicales; Brassicaceae. The record is from RefSeq and is a predicted model, not a curated record.
AUGAAUUCCCCUCGAUCCGCGUCGUCCAAUCCCUCUGCCGGAAGUCACCUUCGACGAGCGACGACUUCUGAAUCUAGCGGCUCUACCAGGUCUGUUCGCCGUCGAACUCGUUCUCCAAGACCUUCUGACUCGUCUUCGACGGAUUCAGACGCGGCUCAAUUCGAAGAGAUAAAGCGUCGUCUUGCUCCCGGAUCUGCGGUCCCUAGCUCUUCUGGGCUUACUUUCAAGAUUCCUUCCCUGAUAGACGAGCCUAUGAACGAUGGCUUGUCUUCUCCUAAUUUGGACGACGUCCCUUUGCCGACCGUGAAUCUCUUCAAUCAUAUGCCGGCGACGUCGAUAAAAAUUGAUGCGGCAGUUGACGCACUUCGUAUCGGGAAAUUAAAAGUUGAUGUGACAGUUGUUGCGGAUCGUCCCAGGAAACUGAACACGAAACCGAAGAUCUUGAUUCCGAACGCCUUUCAACGUCCCUGGGAUGCACCUUCCGGUUUUAUUUGUCUUUCAGAGAAAUACUUCACCGAGUGCGGACUCACCUUUCCUCUUCCGUCUUUUUUGAUGACGUAUUUUGCUCGUCGAAAGGCGGCUAUUUCCCAAUUUGCCCCGGCGACCUUUCGAAAUGCUGUCGGUCUUUCGAUCAUGGCCGAGGCUGCAAGGGUCAAGCUCACUUGUGAUCACUUUGAAGAGUUGACGUGUCUGAAUCCGUCGAGUCGGGAGAAGACUCCCGGGCUUUAUUACGUAGCCUCGGGAAAGAAGACGACGCUCGUCGAGGGUGCCAAGGGUAAAACGUAUAACUGGAAAGGCUCAUAUUUCUUUUUGGAAGUUGCCGCGGGGGUUAUGGAGGAUCCGUCGAUCCCUUGGUUUUCUGGGUGGAACCCUUCACCCGUUGUUAUUCCGAGGUGUUUGCUUCCAUACCCUUCUUCUUUCCGAGCUGAAAUAGACGCGAUUAAGCUCCGCUGCCCAUUCGUUUGGCCGGGAACCGAGGGUAGAAAGGAUCGUCCGCGGAAGUUAGCAUCUAGCCGAAGACCAAGGGCUGAGACUAUGGGGAAACUGAAUUUGAACGUUCCUAAUGCAUCCGCUCGCUAUCGCCAAGCUCCAGAGCCGUCGUCUCGGUCGGCUCCCCGACAGGAUGUUCGUCGAGGUUCCGAUCCCCCAGCUGCAGGAUCGUCCAAAAAGGUCCCCGCUUCCCCUCGUCGAGCUGUGGAUGAUCCUUCGCGGACGCGUCAAAGGUCUCCCCCGCCUAACCGCCAUACUGGCCCUGAAGAGACGCUCCCAAGGAGGAAGGUGGACGGGACUCCUGGUCGCAUUGCCGACCCUCCACAAAGGUCACAGAAAAGGAAAGAUGGCCCUGAACAAGAGCCAUCUGUCUCGCUAAAGAAGUCGAAGUCGUCUUUCUUCUGUUGA